Molecule: messenger RNA, 906 nt
Organism: Pestalotiopsis fici W106-1
Lineage: Eukaryota; Fungi; Ascomycota; Sordariomycetes; Amphisphaeriales; Sporocadaceae
Exons: 3
Coding region: 1-906 (301 amino acids)
Source: RefSeq, a predicted model, not a curated record
AUGUCCGACCAGCGGCCAUCUAAUACUACUUCUACUUCUUCCUCCUUUUUGGGUUUGAGGAGAACCUCUUCCUCUACCCAGCAGAGGCAAGGUUCAAGAUCAUCGCCGACACUUGCGCCGCCCAGGCGGCAGUCGACCCAAGAGAGGAUCGAGACCAUUCUCGAGAACGGCAGAGAGCGCGCUACAUCCAUGGGUAACGCGACCUGGUCGUCGGGGCGCAGCCCAAACUUUAGACCGCUUCCGCAGUCUCCCGAGGCCGACGAUGGCCCGGACGAGCAGACGGGCAUGUUCAUGAAGGGGAACCCAAGAGACUACCAGGCCACCCAGAUCGGCUCUCACAAUGCCGUGUCGCACCGGUCGGCGGGCGGGCGGGCGUCCUCUGAUUCCUCCCGGCAGACACCCGCCAAUGCUGCCGCUGCGGCAAAUGGCAAUGGAGCUCACCGUCACGAUGAAAGCGCUCAUGCGAGUGAGAAGCAGGGAUGGGGGGAUUACUUCUCUGGACUUUGGUCAAUCGAGUUGGAAAACAAGGGAAGCGUUGCCCGAGACCAUCUCGCAUUGGAAAGGACAUUUCUUGCGUGGCUUAGGACCUCAUUGGCCUUUGCAUCGAUAGGCAUAGCCGUCACUCAACUGUUCCGCCUCAACACGUCCCUGUCCAACGCUCCAGACGACGGAUCGUUUCACACGAUCCGACAGCUGGGAAAGCCACUCGGCGCCGCGUUUCUCGCCAUUUCCAUCCUAGUCUUGUUCUUGGGGUAUCAAAGAUAUGUGCAGAGUCAGCAGUGGGUCAUGAAAGGCAAGUUCCCAGCUUCUAGAGGAACGAUUGUGAUUGUCUCACUUAUUGCCCUUGCAUUGAUGGUUGUGUCGUUGAUAGUGGUGGUCGUCAUCCAACCAGCAAAUGCAGACUGA